AUGGAGGAUAGAAAGCGGCCUGCCAUCAGCAGCGCUGAUGAAAUAGCCCCUCCGAGUAAGAGAGUUGCUGUCAAUGGCUCCAAGGCCAAGGACGACCCCCUUGACAUGAAGGAGGAAAGCUGGGUUGAGGCCUAUACAAAGGGCGCCAUCUAUCGUCAGAUGCAAGAGUACAGUCGCAAGGCCUCAACAUACGAGUCACGCCUCGAAGAGCUUCAUAAACGAUCCGUCCAUCAUGAUGACCACCUGAGGAUAAUUGAUGCUUGGUGGCGACAGGUACUUGACGAGAUGGAGCUUCUUCUCGCAGAUUCGGGUGUCACUUCGCAAACGCCCUCAGAACCCCCAUAUCUGAGUAGCGUCAGUUUUAAGGACCUCCACGACUUCCAGAAACAUCUAUCCGAAAAGGGCAAAGGGAUCAAAUUGAGAGCUGAAGCGAUUCUUGCACGCUUGGCUUCUUCACGAGGCAGCAUUAAACCCGAUGCUGCCAAGUUAGAGAGCAAGGUUGCUGGCUUGCUGGCCGCCCAGAAGGAAUACUUCGCCAAAUUGGAUCGACUCAAGACCGAGAAGGAUCAACUUUCAGAACAGCUCAACGCUGCGACCUUGCGUUACUUCAAAGCAGAGAAGAAACUGGACCGCGCAAAGAGUUCUCAGGUCCAGAAGAUGGAACAACAAGCCUUCGCUAAUGCCACUCGACCUUCUGCCUCUGGAGAUGUUAAUACCGAUUCUGGCGAGACGAAUGGGAACUCAGGCGAGCUACUGCUUAAGUAUGAGGAGGCGACUGCGGCUGCUACUAAGCAAAAGGAACAGCUAGAUGUUUUUCUGGCCGAGAUCAAGGCACUGCAGGACGAAAAUUCGACUCUCAAGGCGAAGAGAGAUACCCUAACCGACGAAGAUUUCAUUCGAACCGAUGUCUUUAAACAGUUCAAGAACCAGAACGAGGAUCUUAUCAAACGUAUCAACACACUCGAGGCCACAAACAAGCAACUGCGAGAAGAGGCCGAGAGGCUACAAGCAGAGCGAACGGCUUUCAGGACUAUGCUUGAAGCAGAUGCGAAUCAAGUGACUCAGGAGCUCGAGUCCGAGAUCAUAUUACGGGAUCAGGAUCUUGCCCGAGUGCGUUCAGCCCGAGACGAGCUGCUGGCGGAGACGACACAACACAAGGCGAGGUUGGAUCAAGAACGAGCAUCGGUUGAGCAGGUGAAGGCGCUAGCAUCUGCUAAGGAGGACAGAAUCACGGCACUCGAAUCACAGCUCUCACGGCUCCAGCAGAGCGAAACUCAGCAGGCGGUCAGCCCGGAUAUCGAGGCCCUAACAGUAGAGGAGCUUCGCUUGAAGUACACAAAGCUGCAACAGGAUUUCGACUCGAUCAACAUGGAGCUGCCUGCCAUUGAAAAGGCAUACAAGAAAAUGAAGGAACUCGCUCACAGGAAGGCAAUGGACUUCAGCGCUACAGAAGAGCGCAUGUCGAUCUUAAUUGCGGAGAAGAGCAAGGCCGACCAGAAAUACUUUGCUGCCCGAAAGGAUGCGGAUACGCGAAACAACGAGAUAAGAUCGUUGCGCCACCAGAACAGCAAGAGCUCAGAAAUCAUUGCUCAACUCAAGGAUCUUGAAUCACAAAACCGCGUGCUUCUAGGCAAUCUGGAGAAACAGUUGACCGAUCUGAAGCAAUCAAAUGCUUCUCUGAUGACAGAGAACAAGAAGAUGGAAGUAACAAGUCUUGACGCUGUCCGCCGUACCGAGUCGCUCAACAAGCAAGUUUCUGAUCUAUCCAACUUGGUCAAGUCUAAAGACGCCGCAUCCGCUGUGGUUCGCGAGCGCAAUGUUAUGCAAGAAACUGAGGUCGAAAAGAUGAAGGUGCGACUUGAGCAUGCACAGAAGGAUCGCGACAACUGGAAGAACAAGGCCCUGAGUAAUUCUUCCGAGGAAGAGGAAAUGCUUCGAACAUUCGCUCUAUGCACUAUUUGCCGCAACAACUUCAAGAAUACGGCCCUCAAGACAUGCGGCCACUUGUUCUGCAACCAAUGUGUCGACGAUCGCAUCAGCAAUCGCAUGCGCAAAUGUCCUACGUGUUCCCGCGCCUUUGAUAAGAUGGACGUUAUGCCCGUUCAUCAUUGAUCGCUUCAAAGGCUCUACGGAAAUUACUUAGCUUGCCACCUUUCUCCACGAUAUUUUCUGCGAUACCUCUUUCUUCACUAAUAGCUUCCGUCAAGCAUUGCUCAUCCGUUCUAUACCUUUUUUUCAGGCAUUAGAGACCCCGUCACUUGUACAUUUCGGCAGAUGGCGUUGGCUGCAUGAUCUGAAUAGCAAAUCUUGACGCUUUUCUUCUUCUCUGGGCUAGAUGGCUGGUUGCUCUUGGAAAAAUCGUCCGUGUACUUUUAACUUGCGCAGCGAGAUAUCCCAUACAAAUCGUUGCACGCAUGUAUAUACUCUUUGUAGUUGAUGGAGAUGGUUUGGGCCAUGGCUGAGAAACGUUGUAUGAAAUAGCAGGAUAAUGGAAAGCGUCGAUUAUGCUAUCAAUGACAAUUUCGUAAUCAAAUAUUCUGUGUUGUUCGCGGGUGGCAAUCUAUCUUCGGCUGGUUGAACCAAACCCAGUGCUCUCGUGACGGUUAGACUCGUUGGAUGAGGAUCCUGAGCGACCACCCCAUCCUCCACCCAUUCCUGACCCUCCUCGUCCGAAACUGCCAUAGCCAUCGUUGUGAUUAUUGUACCGAUUUUGGUUGCGGUUGCCAGCCAGAUAUCCUGCGGCGGCUCCUCCUGCUGCACCGCUCCAGAAACCAGGCCUCCAGGAGUUGCUAGAUUGAGAUGAGGGCUUGGUUCCGGGGUAUGGAGGGGGAGGAUCGUCGCCACCAGGACCCCAACCAGGACCCCAUCCACCAGAAGACCAACCGUCGCCACGACGUCGAGGUCGGUUGGAGUUGGUGCCAGCUUCCUGUGCUCUGUAGCAUGCCGAGUAGAUAAUCCAACCGAGCACACCAACGAAAAUUAUGGUGAAGAGUAGGGCUCCCCAGUCUGUGCCGCCGCGACCAUCGCUGAACCAGCCUCCGUUGGCGAUGUUGGGGUAACGACGCUCGCCCUUUCUCGUCAAGGCAACCCGGUACUCGACACCGCAGCUACCCUUGAGGACAUAAGGAUCAUCAGGAGAAUUGUAACCUUCGCAGAUAACAUCUGUGGUGGUGAGCUUGAGCUCCUCAGGAAGUGACGCAGUGCAGCUCCAUUGGACAUCCUCGUCGCCCCAACCUGCGCCAUCGUUGGUGCAGCGCAUCACAUCCAUGUCGUAGAUUUCACAAAGGGCCUUCUUGGAGACGCAGCGCAGCUGGGGAAUGGCACCGACGCGGCGAUGGUUCGUCAUGGCGCCAUUGCCACGGAGAGUGAGAGAUUUCACAUCGGAUAGCUUUAUAGCAUCCUUUGGGCGAGCAGCGAGCGUGAGAGCUGGGAGUGCGAAAAGACAGGCGAGUGAAAUGGGUAUCAUGAUGACGAGGCUACCCGUGUUGCGCUAUGGCGAUGUGCCAGUAUCGAUGUUGGUGUGAUGCUGAAAGUAAAGGCUGAUAAUAUGAGUUCAAGUUGAUGAUGGUCUUGGGUUGAAAUGAAGUGUGUAAGUAGAACGACAGACGGGACAGAAC
This is a messenger RNA of Fusarium graminearum PH-1, 3617 nucleotides long. RefSeq names its product ubiquitin-protein ligase BRE1. Gene Ontology annotation, molecular function: ubiquitin protein ligase activity. The coding region runs from base 1 to 2112 and encodes 703 amino acids. NCBI's taxonomy places the organism in Eukaryota, Fungi, Ascomycota, Sordariomycetes, Hypocreales, Nectriaceae. The transcript is spliced from 5 exons. Gene Ontology annotation, cellular component: nucleus; HULC complex. The record is from RefSeq and is a predicted model, not a curated record.